This is a messenger RNA of Sesamum indicum (sesame), 2469 nucleotides long. Its product is annotated as subtilisin-like protease SBT5.6. Gene Ontology annotation, molecular function: serine-type endopeptidase activity. Gene Ontology annotation, biological process: proteolysis. The record is from RefSeq and is a predicted model, not a curated record. NCBI's taxonomy places the organism in Eukaryota, Viridiplantae, Streptophyta, Magnoliopsida, Lamiales, Pedaliaceae.
AGUUCAGGAAGAAUGAACAAUCAGUACUAUGUCGUCCUCAUUGUAUCCCUUCUAAUUCUACUUGUCAAUGUCUCAACUUCAUCCGCUCAACGACAGGUGUACAUAGUUUACCUGGGAGAGCAUCGGCAUAGCCAUAGCGGGAAGCAAACAUGGGAAGAAAUAGAAGAGAUGCACCACUCGUAUUUGCAGGCUGUGAAGGGGUCCAAGGAGGAAGCAAAAGCCUGCAUUAUUUACAGCUACAAGAACGUCAUCAAUGGCUUCUCGGCCUUGCUCACCCCUCAAGAAGCCGCUACAAUAUCAGAGAUGGAGGGUGUGAUUUCAGUGUUCCAUAGCCACCCCACGAAGUCAAGGCUUCACACAACCAGAUCAUGGCAUGGCAUGAGCUUGCUCGAAGCUAAUUGGGAUGCUACACGACAACCUAUUAAUCCAGGCCGAUUCUUGCGUAGAGCUGGAUAUGGCAAGAAUGUCAUUGUUGGGGUAUUGGAUAGUGGCGUGUGGCCAGAGUCUCAGAGCUUCAAUGAUGAGGGGAUGGAACCUAUUCCAUCAUCGUGGAAAGGGAUUUGCGAGAGUGGUGUGGCUUUCAAUUCUUCUCAUUGUAAUAGGAAACUGGUAGGAGCGCGCUACUAUUUGAAAAGUUACGAGGCCAAUUUCGGGCCCCUUGACCCGAAACUGGACUUCCGAUCACCGAGGGACAUCAAUGGUCACGGUACUCACACGUCAUCAACCAUAGGUGGCAGGAGAGUCCGCAAUGCCGCCGCAAUAGGGGGUUUUGGCUACGGAACCGCCACCGGGGGCGCCCCACUGGUGCGUCUAGCCAUCUACAAAGUCUGUUGGCCGAUUCCAGGACAAACACCGGCGGAAGGAAAUACAUGCCUGGAUGACGACAUGCUUGCCGCUUUUGACGACGCCAUCGCCGACGGGGUUCAAGUGAUAAGUGUUUCAAUUGGGAGGAACACUAGCACGCCCUACAUCCAGGAUGGUAUUGCCAUUGGAUCGUUGCAUGCCGUGAAGCGUAACAUUGUGGUAGCUUGUAGUGCUGGGAACUCAGGUCCUACGCCGUUUACCGUCACGAAUGUUGCUCCCUGGAUCAUCACUGUUGGAGCGAGCAGCAUAGAUCGGGUCUUUUCGUCACCUGUCCUGCUUGGAAACGGCGCCCAAGUACAGGGACAAUCAAUCACUCCAUUCAAGAAGGGGACGUAUCCCCUUGUUUACGCAGCAGAUGUAGAAAUUCCAGGCACCACGACAACUCUUACAAAUGGACUAUGCCUUAAUGGUACACUCUCACCACGUCUUGUGAGAGGAAAAGCUGUUUUCUGCUGGAGAGGAGAUACUUUCCAGGCACUGGAAGUGCAAAGAGCGGGUGGCGUAGCAACUGUGCUUGGAAACGUGUUUGACGGAAUAGGGGUCAUCGGCAGGCCGUAUUUGAUUCCGGGGACUGUCGUCCCUUCUAAUCAAACACUCGGUAUUUACAAUUACAUUGCAACUCAUCUAAACCCCACAGCAACUUUGACUCCAGCAAAGACUUUGAUAGGCACCAAGCCAGCUCCAUUCAUGGCUGCUUUCACCUCCAGAGGCCCUAACUUUAUCGAACCCAAUAUUCUAAAGCCUGAUAUUACCGCUCCAGGGCUGAAUAUUCUGGCAGCCUGGAGCGAGGCUUCUUCUCCUCUAAACGUGCCUUCCGACCGUCGAGUUGUUAAGUUCCAAAUCGAUUCUGGAACGUCUAUGGCGUGCCCUCAUGUCGCAGCAGUAGCUGCACUUCUCAAGGCCAUACAUCCAGACUGGAGUAGCGCGGCUAUAAGAUCUGCCCUUAUGACCACCGCAAAACUAAGCAACAAUGUAGGCAAGCCAAUAACAGAUUCACUCGGAAAUACUGCUACGCCAUUCCAAUACGGGGCAGGCCACAUCCAGCCAUCAAAAGCUGCUGAUCCGGGACUCGUAUAUGAUGCUUCUUACACUGAUUAUCUCCUGUUCCUGUGCAGCAGCAGCAGUAAUUUACUGGAUCCAUCUUUCACCUGCCCCCAAGUUUUACCUUCUCCGAGCAAUUUUAACUAUCCGUCACUUGCAAUUUCUAAUCUGAGAAGCGUUUUGACGGUCAGGAGAAGUGUUACAAAUGUAGGCAUGGGAAACUCGACGUAUUCAGUAACGAUCAAUCCGCCACCUGGUUACUCGGUCCGAAUUUCACCGGCGACCUUGUAUUUCGGUGCAGCAGGGGAAAAGCAGAACUUCAGCAUUACAGUGAGAGCUGGACGUGCUGCCAGGAGAAAUGUGUUUGCAUUUGGUUGGUAUAGUUGGAGUGACGGGAUUCAUCUAGUAAGAAGUCCAAUUUCAGUAUCAAAGGCAUAAUUGGAAUAUUUCUCCAUUUUGCCAGUUUAACGAUUGUUGCUGGUCGUGCCGCUUUCUUUUCUUUCUUUCCAAUUUUAUUUUUAUUUUUUCCUGUUUUUUUGGGUAUUAUGCUCCUCAAUAAUUAUG